GCCCUUGUUGACUUAACAGGUGGCUCUGAGGUGGGAGAAGAGGAGGAGGAGAACACACCACUGAAAGACUGGCUCCCAUUGGUCCCUGUCAUGCUUAAAAGAGGCCCAGAGAGGCAGUCUCGACACCUUAGAUCCCAAGAUCUCCAAGGAUUUGGUGGCAUACCCGCUCUAGCACACAGAAGCAUGAGGUUCAUGACUCUCCUCUUCCUGGCAGCUCUGGCAGGAGCCCUGGUCUGUGCCUAUGACCCAGAGGCUGCCUCUGCCCCAGGAUCGGGGAACCCUUCCCAUGAGGCAUCAGCAGCUCAAAAGGAAAAUGCAGGUGAAGACCCAGGGUUAGCCAGACAGGCACCAAAGCCAAGGAAGCAGAGAGCCAGCCUUCUGGAAAAAGGCCUAGAGGGAGCAAAAAACACUCUGGGGGGACUCGGAACCCUAGGAAAAGAUGCAGUUGAAGAUCUAGAAAGUGUGGGUAAAGGAGCCGUCCAUGACGUUAAAGACGUCCUUGACUCAGUACUAUAGCUGUAAGGAGAGGCUGAGAAAUGAUGCCCAGGAGCAGCAGGCUUUAAGUCUUCAGCCCAAAACCUAAAAAAAAAAAAAAAAAAAAAAAAAAAAUUAAAAACAGCUAUUAAACUGAAAGCAUCUGUAA
Messenger RNA from Rhinopithecus roxellana (golden snub-nosed monkey), 643 nucleotides. RefSeq names its product dermcidin (gene DCD). The transcript is spliced from 5 exons. The record is from RefSeq and is a predicted model, not a curated record. Bases 91 to 516 code for a protein of 141 amino acids. Lineage: Eukaryota; Metazoa; Chordata; Mammalia; Primates; Cercopithecidae. Gene Ontology annotation, biological process: killing of cells of another organism. Gene Ontology annotation, molecular function: peptidase activity. Gene Ontology annotation, cellular component: extracellular region.